AUGCAGGCACGCGCCCUCCCGUCAACCGCCGCGGCUGCGCUUUUCGCCGCGCUUCCGCUGGCUCUCGCGCAUGGAGAUGACCACGGCAUGGACAUGGGCGGCAUGGCCGAGCACGGCGCCAAGGGCAACGCGCCCGUGGCCGUGCAUGAUGCUGUCGGAGACGACGGCUGGCCGAUGAGCUACUUCAGCUAUCCCGAGCACGUUGGCUUGCUGUGGACCUGUGUCGCCCUUACGGUGAUCACUUGGCUACUGGUUGCUCCACCGGUCGUGAUGCUCAGCGCCGCGCGCUCACGCCUCGCGGUGCCCGCCCAAUUCCUCUUCCUCGCCCUGCAGGCGCUCACACUCUUCGUCGGCAUCGCCUACGACGCCAAGACGCCCGUCCUGUACGAGAACGGCGCAUACAGCAAGCUCAGGUGGCCACUGUUCUUCAUCACUGGCAUCUGGACUUUUCUGGGCCUCAUCAACUUCUACGCAGACCGCGCCAAUGCUUCUGGAGAGGUUGGCCAGCCGCUCUCCGCUGCAGCCAUGGCACGGUACUCGCGCCUUCAGCAGGUCUCCUCGGAGCACCCCAGGUUCUCCCACGACUCCGGCCAGGGCACCGAGAGGAACUCGGCUUCCCUCUACGGGCAUUCGCGCUCGCCGAGUGCCGAGUCAGACAACCUUCCUAGUCCUUACCUCGACGACGUUGACGACUUCGAGGAGAAGCCUGGCUUCCAGCAGAACGGCCGGGCCGAUCGUUGGAUCUCGCGCUUCAUCCCCCGUGUCUCUACAGGCCGCUCGCUUCGGCUCGUGCGCUUUUUCUACGUCCUGAUCGAGAGGACCAUCCUCCUUCUCGGCUUCGUUCUCCUUUUGAUGGGCACAGUCACCCUUGGCGGCAUCGCCCGGGGCGACGCCGUCUUCAACAUUUUGGCUCAUUAUGUCAAGGGCGCAAUUUUCUUCUGGUACGGCCUGUUGACUCUGGGCCGCUGGAUGGGAUGCUUCGCCGACUUUGGGUGGGCCUGGAACGUCAAGCCCGGCGAGCAUCUUGUCGGUCGCUGGAAGGCGCGCAUCCCCACCGCCGAGUUCACCGAGUCCUUCGUCAUCUUCCUGUACGGCUCUUCGAACGUCUUUAUGGAGCAUUUGGCAGCUUGGGGCGGCGCCUGGACUGCGCAGGACCUCGAGCACGUUUCCAUUUCCGUCAUGUUCUUCGGCGGCGGUGCUCUCGGUAUGCUCAUCGAGUCCAAGAGGGUUCGCGAACUUCUCAACUCCGCCAUGCUGAGCAGCCGCGACCCCAUCUCGCACUCGGCCGAUGAGAAGUGGGAGCAGCCCAAGACCUACCGCGUUUCCCUGAACCCGAUGCCUGCCAUGGUCAUCCUGCUCCUCGGCAUGAUGAUGGGAUCGCAUCACCAGGCGUCGAUGCUCUCCAGCAUGGUCCACAAGCAGUGGGGCAACAUGUUUGUGGGCUUCGCUUUGGCACGCGCCGCCACCUACCUGCUGCUCUACCUGUCUCCCCCGACCUCCUUCCUCCCCGCGCGCCCGCCGACCGAGAUUGUCUCCUCCUUCUGCCUCGUCGCGGGUGGCAUCACCUUCAUGGUCAGCAACAAGGACACCGUCAGCGCCCUGGAGUCGUUUGACCUGGACGCCAUGUUCACCUUUGUCCUCACCGUCGGCUUGACGGCGCUGAUCUUGGCCUGGACCGUCAUCAACAUCGCGCUCAAGGGCUGGGCCUUCCGCCGUGAGCACGCGUCCUCCUUCCCGAGACAGAGCGCCGGCGCUUCUCUGGCAUGA
Diplodia corticola is the source of this 1767-nucleotide messenger RNA. RefSeq lists its product as uncharacterized. NCBI's taxonomy places the organism in Eukaryota, Fungi, Ascomycota, Dothideomycetes, Botryosphaeriales, Botryosphaeriaceae. The transcript is spliced from 3 exons. The record is from RefSeq and is a predicted model, not a curated record. Bases 1 to 1767 code for a protein of 588 amino acids.